This is a messenger RNA of Mugil cephalus (flathead mullet), 1610 nucleotides long. RefSeq names its product sepiapterin reductase b (gene sprb). Gene Ontology annotation, molecular function: sepiapterin reductase (NADP+) activity. The coding region runs from base 166 to 999 and encodes 277 amino acids. The transcript is spliced from 4 exons. The record is from RefSeq and is a predicted model, not a curated record. NCBI's taxonomy places the organism in Eukaryota, Metazoa, Chordata, Actinopteri, Mugiliformes, Mugilidae. Gene Ontology annotation, biological process: tetrahydrobiopterin biosynthetic process.
UUAAACAACAGAUAUAAAACAGUCUGACAAAAAUCACACAUAGUCCUCUAAUGCCCUCUGUUCUCUGUGCUGUUGGUCUGUGCAAAGCGUGUAAUGUAAAGUGUGAAAUUGUUUAGGGCUGCCCCCUUUACACUGCACUAUAAAGACAGCCCACUUUCUUGUCAUAUGCUCUCACUUUCAUAUGCCCUCUCUUCAUCCGUGCUUUUGCCACUAGAGAACUCGGACAAAAUGUCGGACAUCUACACCAAAGAUGUGAGGACUCUUGGCCAGUGCAUCUGCAUCAUUACAGGAGCCUCUAAAGGGUUUGGACGGGCGCUGGCACACGAAGUGGUCCAGUGGCUGAAGCCUGGUUCCAUCCUUCUGCUGGCAGCUCGCUCUGGGACUCUGCUGGAGGAGCUGAAAGACGAGCUGCAGGGAUCCACCGAGGAAAAGAAAGUGCUCAUCCACUGCAUCACAGCUGACGUGAGCACAGAAAAAGGGGUGAAUGAAAUAGUCAGGGUGGCGAAGCUGGAGGCUGCAAAUGAUCUGGAGCAUGUGCUCCUGAUCAACAAUGCUGCCACUUUGGGAGACCUUUCCCCCUUUGCUAGCUUCACUGACCCCGACGAGGUGAAUUCCUACAUGUUCCUCAACGUCGGCUCGGCCCUGGUGCUGACCGCUGGGAUCCUGAAGGUAUUUCCACGCAGGCCGGACCUCCGUUGGAGCGUGGUGAAUGUGUCAUCAGUGUUUGCGGUGGAGGCCUUGCCGUCCUGGGUGUUGUACUGCACCGCCAAAGCAGCCAGGAAGAUGAUGUUCGGGGUGCUGGCUGAGGAGGAACCGAACGUCAAAGUCCUCAGCUACUCUCCGGGUAGUCUAGAUACAGAGAUGCAGCAGGAUAUUAAGAGGAUGACCGGGGUCUGUCACCAUCUAAUGCCCUGUCACGUGUCUGCGGCCAAACUGCUGAAGUUGCUUCUGGACAACGAGUUCCCCUCGGGGGCACACAUCGACUUCUUUGAAGUGUGAGGUGUUGAAGAACAAUAUUAAAAAAUGUGCUUUAGCGUAGUCUUUAUUGAUACACCGUUGUACGGCGAGCUUACGGACACAGAGUUGGAAAUGUACUACAAUUAUACGAACAAAUGGAUUUAUAUGUACAUUUCAAGGCCUUGUAGAGUCUCAGCUGAAAGAAAAGGCCAUGAGACUCCAGGUCUGGCGUGUAGGUGCAAGAACAAAGGAGUAAAACUUCACGGGGCAGACAGCUCAGGCAUUACUAAAUUACCUUACGUACUAAAAUCACAUGAGGAUGUGGCCCUCUGGACAACAACAGUUGUCAGUGCAACAGUGCAAUAAACCAUGUGUAUUCUUCAUUUAAGACUCAAAGAAUGAUGAGUCUAUUCUUCAACAUCUGCUUCAGACUGUUCUAUGUGUAUUCUUUGCUCAAGUCAUGUUGGAGGAAAUACUCAUCGAAAAUGUUAAUGACCCAACACAUUAAUGAAAUUAAAGAAAAAGUAAAAACUGCACUGAACGCUAGUUUUAUUCAUCAGAACUGUCCCUAUUUGUUUUACUCACUUUAUGCUGAGGUGCUGAAAAUAAUGUCACUCUGUCGUGUUUGCAACUGCUGUCUGUACCUCUUGUAA